Molecule: messenger RNA, 2851 nt
Organism: Engraulis encrasicolus (European anchovy)
Lineage: Eukaryota; Metazoa; Chordata; Actinopteri; Clupeiformes; Engraulidae
Product: NACHT, LRR and PYD domains-containing protein 3-like
Exons: 8
Coding region: 1-2796 (931 amino acids)
Biological process (GO): intracellular signal transduction
Molecular function (GO): protein binding
Source: RefSeq, a predicted model, not a curated record
AUGGAGUCCAUGGGGCCUCAACAGUCAGGAGGAAAAGAAGUAAUAAAGAGGAGAGACAAAUAUGAAGCUCCGGCCUCAUUUCCAGGAGUCACCACCACAGACAGUGGUUCAGAUGUGCAGCGAUUGAACAUCACAGCUGAGGGUAGCAGCAACGUCAACACUCCAGCUUUGUCACAUACCAACGUUCAGGGGAGCAUCAACAUCAUCACGAACAUCCAUCAUCAAGGUGCUGAGACCUCAACUCUGGCACAACCACCAAAGAAGCUGGAUGGACUGUUUCCAAAAUGCCAACAAGUGCUCAAAGAAAAGCUAUCUAAGAAGUUCCAAAAUGUGCGUGUAGCCAUCCCAAAGCAGGGACAACCUGCAUCUCUUGAGAAGAUCUACACAGAGCUCUACAUCACAGAAGGGGAAUGUAUUGAAGUCAGUACUGAACAUGAGGUCAGACAGAUUGAGAUGUUAUCCAAGAAAAAGACUACCAAUGGGGAGACACUAAUCAAAUACACUGACAUCUUCAAGCCCCUAGCGAGACAAGACAAAGACAUCAGAACAGUGAUUACAAAGGGAAUAGCUGGAAUUGGGAAAACGGUCUCCGUGCAGAAGUUCAUUCUGGACUGGGCUGAAGGGGAAGCUAAUCAGGAUAUUCACUUCCUGCUUCCUGUGCCUUUUCGGGAGAUAAACCUGAUAAGAGAAAAGGAAUACACUCUCAUGGGAUUUAUUCAUCACUUCUUCAGUGAAACAUCUGACCUCAUCUUCUCCACUGAUGAGAAAUACAAAGUUGCCUUCAUAUUUGAUGGUCUGGAUGAAAGCCGGCUUCCUCUAGAUUUCCAGAAUAAUGAAUGCAUUUACAAUGCAUCAGAACCUACCAAAGUUGACGUUCUUCUGACAAACCUUAUCAAGGGUAAUCUGCUCCCCUCUGCUCAAAUUUGGAUCACCUCCCGACCAGCAGCUGCCAGUCAGAUCCCUCCCGAGUGUGUGGACCAGGUGACAGAAGUGCAGGGUUUCACUGACCAACAGAAAGAGGAAUAUUUAAAGAAAAAUAUUGACGAUCAAGAGAAAGCCAGCAGAAUCAUCACACAUCUGAAGUCAUCCAGGAGCCUCUACAUCAUGUGCCACAUUCCUGUCUUCUGUUGGAUGGCAGCCACUGUUCUGGUGUCUAUCCUAACUGAAGGGAAGAGUGAUGAGAUUCCAACUUCCAUGACCCUGAUGUACAUACACUUCCUGAUCAUACAUGCCAAGCAUAUUAGCGAGAAGUACAAAGUCCAAUGGAAAGAGAAGACAAUUCUGUCCCUGGGUCGACUGGCUUUCCAACAGCUGGAGAAGGGUAAUCUGAUCUUCUACGAAGAUGACCUUAACAAAUGUGGAAUGGAUGCCAAAGAGGCCGAAGAGGCCUCAGUAUACUCCGGAGUCUGCACCCAGAUCUUCAGGGAGGAGUCUGGGCUGGACCAGCAGAAGGUGUUCUGCUUUGUUCAUCUGAGCAUUCAGGAGUUCCUAGCAGCUUUAUAUGUGUUUUUGCACUUUAGCAGGAAGUCUCUAAUGUCUAAAAUCCUACAACCCCUCAAAACCGUUAGGAGAAACUCUCCGCUUCAGUCACUGCUCAGUGCUAUCAGCCUCCAUGAGCUACACCAGACUGCAGUGAAACUGGCUAUAAAGAACGAACAUGGACACCUUGACCUUUUUUUGAGGUUCCUUUUGGGCCUCUCACUAGAGUCCAAUCAGAGACGCCUACAAGACCUCAUACCACAAGAAGGAAGUCGCUCACUGGACACAAAAAAAACCAUCAAGUUCAUCAAGGAGAAUAUCAGAGACAUCCAAAACCCAGAGAGAUGCAUCAACCUGUUCCACUGCCUGAAUGAACUGAACGACCACUCUCUGGUGGAGGAGGUCCAGGGGUACAUGCAGAAGGCAAAGCAAGACAGAGCGGAUCUUUCUCUUUCCCAGCUGUCUGCUCUGGCCUUUCUGUUACAAAUGUCUGACCAGGAGAUGGAGGAGUUUGACCUGAGGGAUUACGGAUCUCAUGCAAGAUCAGAUGCAGGUCUGCUGAGGAUGCUGCCAGUGGUCAAAAUAUCAAGAACAGUAAAGCUGCGGGAGUCUAGCCUCAAGGAGAGCAGCUGUUCAUAUCUAGCUGCAGCUCUCAGCUCAAGCUUUUCCAGUCUGCGACAUUUGGACCUGCGUAACAAUAGACAACUGGGUGAUUCAGGAGUGAAGCUGCUGUCUACUGGACUGGAGCAUCCAAACUGUAGACUGGAGACACUGGAGCUUAACUCCUGCAGUAUAACAGCAGAGGGCUGUGCUGCUCUGGCUUCAGCUCUGGCAUCAAACCCCUCGUCACACCUGAUACAGCUGGAUUUGGAUGGCAAUCAAAUACGAGACUCUGGAGUGAAGCACAUCUCUGAUCUACUCAGGAAUCCAGACUGUAAACUAAAGACACUGACGCUUGGUGACUGCAGUAUAACAGCAGAGGGUUGUGCUGCUCUGGCUUCAGCUCUGGCAUCAAACCCCUCUUCACACCUUAUGCAUCUGGAUCUGGAUGGCAAACAACUAGGAGACUCUGGAGUGAAGCACAUCUCUGAUCUACUCAGGAAUCCAGACUGUAACCUCCAGACACUGAAGCUUGGUACAUGCCGUCUAACAGCAGAAAGCUGUGCUGCUCUGGCUUCAGCUCUGACAUCAAACCCUUCAUCACACCAGCUACAGCUGAAUCUGAAAUACAACGGAUAUGAACUAGGAGACUCUGAGGUGAAGCACAUCUCUGAUCUACUCCGGAAUCCAGACUGUCAACUACAGGAACUAGAGUAAGUAAAGAGACCAGGGGAAACACUAGAAAUUACCUAUUUUCAGUUAAAUUCUGUCC